Messenger RNA from Phragmites australis (common reed), 1509 nucleotides. RefSeq names its product homocysteine S-methyltransferase 3. NCBI's taxonomy places the organism in Eukaryota, Viridiplantae, Streptophyta, Magnoliopsida, Poales, Poaceae. Bases 186 to 1199 code for a protein of 337 amino acids. Gene Ontology annotation, biological process: S-methylmethionine cycle. The record is from RefSeq and is a predicted model, not a curated record. Gene Ontology annotation, molecular function: S-adenosylmethionine-homocysteine S-methyltransferase activity; zinc ion binding. The transcript is spliced from 7 exons.
UAGGAUGAUAAAAAAGUAAUUGCUCCGAAUUUUAGGUUGGGAAGGAAGGAAACGAAGAGAAAGAGUUGGGGAUGGUCUAAUGUUGGAGAUAGCCAUAAACCCUGCCUCGUCAGCAGCCCUGGCAACAUCCAAGACCCAGUUCGUUCCAAAAUCACAGGUGGCAGCGGGACGGAGGAGGAGGCGAGAUGGUGGGGACGGGCGGCGGCGCGGAGGAGGCGGUGCGGCGGUGGGUGGAGGCCGGCGGCGGGCGGCUGGUGCUGGACGGCGGGAUGGCCACGGAGCUCGAGGCCAACGGCGCCGACCUCAACGACCCGCUCUGGAGCGCCAAGUGCCUCCUUGCCUCCCCGCACCUCAUCCGCAAGGUUCAUCUGGACUACCUAGAAGCUGGUGCAAACAUUAUAAUCUCUGCGUCCUAUCAGGCCACGGUUCAAGGGUUUGAAUCGAAGGGGUUUUCAAAAGAACAAAGUGAAGACUUGUUAAGAAAGAGUGUUGAGAUUGCACGUGAAGCGCAUGAGAUAUUUUUGAAGGAACAUUCAAAUCAAUCCACUCCAAUACAUCAUCCUAUUCUGGUUGCAGCUUCUAUAGGAAGUUAUGGGGCUUAUCUUGCUGAUGGAUCUGAAUACAGUGGGGAUUACGGUGAAGCUGGCACACUAGAAUUCCUGAAAGAUUUUCAUCGGCGAAGGCUUCAGAUUCUUGCAGAAGCAGGUCCUGAUUUGAUCGCUUUUGAAACAAUCCCCAACAAAUUGGAAGCCCAGGCAUAUGCUGAACUUCUCGAGGAAUGUAACAUAAAUAUCCCUGCAUGGUUUUCUUUCAACUCAAAGGACGGAGUUAAUAUUGUGAGUGGAGACUCGUUAAUCGAAUGUGCUACUAUUGUUGGCACGUGUGCAAAGGUUGGUGCGGUUGGAAUAAAUUGCACACCUCCAAGAUUUAUUCAUGGACUGAUACUCUCCAUUCGAAAGGUCACGGACAAGCCUAUUCUGAUAUAUCCCAACAGUGGAGAAAGAUACGAUGGUGAGAAAAAAGAGUGGGUGGAAUCCACUGGCGUGUCAGAUGGUGAUUUUGUUUCUUAUGUAAGCGAAUGGUGCAAAGAUGGGGCUGCCCUUAUUGGGGGUUGCUGCAGGACAACUCCAAACACCAUCAGGGCGAUAGCUAGAGCUCUUAAGCAAGGCUACCAUGCGCCACAGUUAUAUGUGGCAUAAAGUUGUGCGCUCCUGCAAAUGAGAUCUCCCUGCACCUAUAUUUGUGAACAACGUGUAUUUCUUCUGAGUUCUUAAGUUGCCCUACUUGGAGCCUGGAGGUACCAAUCAAGGAUUAGCAAGCAGCAACAGUGACAGUGAUCUUCUACUAUGUAGUGAGUGAAUACGGUGUAUGUCAGUCGGAUACAGAUAGUAUCGGAUAUAUAUACGAAUGCAAAUAGUCUUGGUUAUGAAUACGGUUUGAUACAAAUUGGAUGUGAUAAUGUUGGACAUGAAUACUUCUUUGGAUAUUGAGUAAAAAUAAUAUUAUAUA